UGAUUAUUGUUAUUAUUAUUAGGAUUAUUAUUAUAAGGCUUUGAGAAUACUUAAACAAUUCCAGUGAUGUCAGUGGAAAGUCGAUGUUUACUUGCCAUUUUAAGGAGGCAAAUUUCACUUGACAAGCAGAACAGCCUAAAUGCUUUCUCGAUUAGCCUUUUAAAAAUAAAUAAUUAGGUGGUAGAAUAAUUCAUCAGAUCGAUGGAGAGACUUUUCUACUGAAACCUAACCUUUGAAAAAGGCCUAACAACGCGCCCUGAUCAUCAAUUCGUUGAUAAAAUCUUCUAGCUCGACCAUUUGUCGUCGUAGUUAAGUAUGCACUAGCGCCUUUGCAGUGUAAUACUGGUAUUGUUGUUUCGCGCAAUCAGCUUGUGAAACCCCCGAACGAAGGGUGAAGGAAAUUUUUCGCAAAAUACGGUUUGACUGAUGUCUUAACUGCACGUGACUAACAUACGUCCAGGUGGCCUGACAACAUUGCUGACAACUAUCAGAUAGAAGUUCGCUUCAAUAUAGAGCAGCUUACAAUGUGUCGGUUUUUUUGAAUCGAGCUUCCUGUAAGUUAUUUGGUGAUGGCCCAGUUAAACUUCGACGUUAGCGGACUCAGUAUCAACGUUAGACGGCUCUAGGUAAUUCAUUCCUGACCUAUUUUAAAUAAUCUCUAUUAAGGUGCCUUGGCCAGUGGCGUACCUGGAUAUUUAGGCCGGCCCAUGGUGAUAUCGCCCCAUUUCAAAUGGCGUAUUUCCCGUUAAUAACACUUAUUAUUACUGUAAUAGUUAAAUUGGUUUCAUCGGUUGAACUACCAAUCAACCCAAGGCGUUACGCGUUGUUUUGAUCUGUGUCCAUGAGUUUCGAGUAUAAUGAUUAGUAGACAUCGAACCUCACGGUACCAGAAGAGUUCUUAUGUGUGCAUGCUUCCCGGUUUACUUCAUGUUAAGUAAUUUCUCAAGGCAGAUCAUUGUAAGCUACUGAGGAAAAUAAUAACAUAAAGAAAGGCAUUUUGUUUAUCCUCUACAUGCAUUUAGUAACGCAAUUAAUUAGAUGUGUCAACCUUACUCAAUGCUACCACGAGGAAAAUUGCCUUAAGGGCGUAUGUAAUUUCCAUCUUGCUUCUUUUGUGAAAGACAUGUCAAACACGUUCGGCUAUGAGAUAAACUACUGGGAUAUAGUUCCCGUCCAAAUCAUUAAUACUGAAGGUUAGAUAUUCCGCUUAGAGCCUUGUUAAUAAGUUGAGCAACGUUUGUAUCGCAGCUAUGGAACACUAACGAAAUCUCAUCAGAUCGUAAAGCGGUGUUUCACGCUCGACCUGAUCAUGUCAGAUAGCAUAUAGUAAUACAUAAAACGGGAAAAAUAAUGUAUCUGCGCUUUCGGUCCUUAAUAAUAUGACAAAUGGAUAUCGGACAAGACUUUUCGAUAAAAAAUCUUACUGCUAAGAGACUUUCGCCUUCCCCUGUAUAAAAUAGGCUAAAUAGAGACAUAUACUAGUGUCAGGCAAUUCUGGUCGUCUUAUUCUCUUGUCACUGGCCAGGCUAGUCCAGAGCGAGGAGGCGUUGGGCCGCAUGAACGUCGAUUUGUAUAUGGAACACAUUAAUUUAAUAACAGAACAGCUGAUUUAUGUAACAAACAUCGACAGAUAACCAGCGAAUGGGAUGGUUUGGUUGAUCGAGGUGCUUUUACUUGAGACGAAGAUCCUAUUUUUUUUUUAACGAACAAAUACUAUCUGAUACUAUAUGCCAUUAGAACUUUGCCGCGUCUGUCCCCUAGAGCAGUGAACGUCUUCUCCAAUUGAAGUGGGGGGCAAGCUUCACACACUGAGAUACCAAAGCCAUCACACCUAAAUCGUACUCAAUAUAUACCCUGUGGUACGAAUUGAGACAGCUAUUACGAGCAAAGUCAUCAUCUAUCAAUUUGCAAAAUAUAUUGAAUUGUCUCUUAUUGUUUUCCACGUAUUUUAGAAGGAGGCUACGUUCUUGACACACACUCAUGUAUUCGUUAAUAUAUUGCCGCUUUCUGCAUAAUCUGAUUACAAGGGAACCCGUCGUAGCAUAUCUUUAAUUCUCAGCCGGUUAUCAGUGACAAUGACUAGAGCUAGUACGACUAUGUGCUGUGAUAUAAUAAUAAUAAUGAUGCAGAAUUUUCUGACACAACACGCAGUAACAAACAGCCGCUGAGCAGAUAUUGGCAGGAGAGAAGGGCAGUUUUUCUGGUCUUAUAUAUCUGAUCUGGCGAUAAACGAGCGAUAGAUGUAGAAAAAAAGGCCCACAAAUCUAGUGAGUCCUAACGACACAAUCUGUUUCGGCAAAAUAACAGUGAGGCAAGACGGUUUCAAUGAAGAAAUAUCUAAAAUAUAGGGAAAGCUAUAUAUAAUUAGUUAAGCCUAAAUUCGGCGAUGUUUUAACGAGCACUCUGCGUUUAUGUGUAAUAAACUUGCAUAUGCUGUCAUAUCCUCAUGGAAAUCGUCGUCGGUAAUCUCAUACAGUAGAAACUAAGUAUUUUCUUGGUGUUUUAAACACUUUUACAUACAUUAUUUAUGCGUAAAAUGUCGAGGUGCAUUGCAGUCGCUCCAAGUACACCCUGAUGUAACCGCCGACCUAGCUUUCUCCCUGAAGUUUUUAUCGCCGUUACUUUAAUAGCCAGGCAUUAUAUAGACUACUUUUGCAUAGCGACAAGCUAGCACAUGUCGCUGCUGUCCUCUUGUGAGCUUCGAGGUCUUCCGCUCGAAAAGGUGUAGGCUUUUCGAGCACGUUUUUAGAAAAUCGAAACAUGUGGAUAUUUAAAUCGCAUAAAGGUGAACGUUACAACUGAACUUGAUGGUAAUAUUAAAGUAGCUGACCCUAAAAUGGGUAAGGGGGCACCUUAACUAAGUCAUGGUGAAUGCCGAUGCUUUCUGUUUGGACUACUAUAUACCCCUGUAAUUUUUUUCUAUGUUCAAUAUUGCAAAGUAAAUGUGUCAAGGAUAAACAAUGCUCUCAGAAUCCAGUUUGCUAUUUGCCAGAAUCAGUUUGCUAAUUGGCCGUUUGGUGGGUUUAGUCUAAGUGAAAGGUAUUGCAAACGCCUAAAAUAUUUGAUGUCCUGUGCAAAUCUGCCGCUUUCGUCGUAAUCGUGAGUGAUUAUGGGUUUUGAGAAAAUGAAACAAUCAAAGCCCUUUGAAGUUAGACCGAAAGUGGAACCCCAAUUCCGGUUGGGGGUAAGCAUUGUCUUGUGAAAUCGUCCAGGUAAUGCCGCAUGUUAAGCGGUUCCCCAACCCGGUGCCAUGGGAGGAAAAAGCAGCUAUCGAAUUACGUGAAACCCCGGAACGUCGUAGAGCUGCGCUUGAAAAAUUUCAACGAAAACUUGAAGAGAUCACAGAAUUCAAGCCAUACAUGGAACAGCAAUUUCUCCUCGGAUUUUUGCGCACUCGAAAGUUCGAUGUGGACAGCGCCGUAAAAGCGUACAAGAAGUUCUUCAAGAUGCGGACGUACAACCCGGCCAAGUAUUUCCCUAUGGGUCAAGGAACCCUAGAACUACAUAGGCACUACAGUUUCGGCUCGCUUACGGCCCUCAGUCGACGCAAUCCUAUCGAUAACACGAUGGUGCUCAUUCUUCGAGUUGGCGAAUGGACCCCGGAGUCGGGAUUCGAUCUUUCUGAUCUCUUCACUCCGGUAGCCGUUGUGUUGCUUGCGUACGGAAUGGAUGAUGCCACACAGGUAAAUGGAGUUCGAUUUAUUUUGGACUUACGCGACCUUUGUUUAGGCCAUCUAAAAUACUUUCCGUUCAGCGCGAUUCAGGCAUUAGUCGAAGUCGUACAAGGCGCUUUUCCUGUCCGUUUUAAAGGGUUUCACAUUUUGGAGAACAGCAUUGUAUUUAAUUAUCUGUACCUCAUGACGAAGCCAUUUCUCUCACGAAAAAUAAAGAAACGGAUUCUGGUGCAUGGCAACGAUGUCCGUCGUCUGCAUGAACAUAUUUGCCCGUCUAUAUUGCCUGAGGAGUACGAUGGUCUCGAUGGGCCAUUCCGUUGGCGGCAUUUCGUCGAACCCCUUGAUGAGAUUCACGACAAAGUGGUCGACUUCAGCCAUCACGGGUACAAUGUGCUCUGAGAAAAAAACUAAACUCUGGUGCAGAAUUCAAGAAAUCUCUACAUGCUGCCAGUGGGCGAAAAGCACAAAACUGCUUGUUAAGCUUCAAAUAAUUAAGAACUAACAUAACACGUUUCACACAGAAGAAGAAGUCCAACUGAUCGAUUACAAAGUUUAAGUAAUUCUUGUUGUAGAAAUCACGAGCAACACUAUUAGCAAUAACACUCUUUCUCGACAUACGACAGCGUGUUCAGAACGUAUCAUUGCCUCAGAUGAAAAACCGGAGCCCGCCAAA
Molecule: messenger RNA, 4347 nt
Organism: Varroa destructor (honeybee mite)
Lineage: Eukaryota; Metazoa; Arthropoda; Arachnida; Mesostigmata; Varroidae
Product: alpha-tocopherol transfer protein-like
Cellular component (GO): membrane
Molecular function (GO): phosphatidylinositol bisphosphate binding
Source: RefSeq, a predicted model, not a curated record